CUCGACGACAACAACCCGUGCUGGUGAUAUUCGAAAUCAUCAGAAUCCUCAAUCAUGGGUAUCUCACGAGAUAGCAGACACAAGCGCUCCGCCACUGGCGCCAAGAGAGCAUAUUACCGGAAGAAGCGCGCUUUCGAAGCCGGCCGACAAGAGUCGAACACUCGCAUCGGAGCCAAGAGAAUCCACAUAGUCCGUACCCGUGGUGGUAACAAGAAGUACCGUGCCCUUCGUCUCGAAUCCGGCAACUUCUCAUGGGCCUCUGAGGGUAUUGCCCGCAAGGUUCGUGUGAUUGUCGUCGCUUUCCACCCUUCCAACAACGAACUUAUCCGAACCAACACCCUUACCCGAUCCGCUGUCGUCCAAGUUGAUGCUGCUCCUUUCCGACAAUGGUACGAAGCACACUACGGCCAAAACCUCGGUCGCAGACGUCAACAGAAGGCUGGUCAAGAUGUCACUGAGCCCGACACCAAGAAGAGCAAGUCCGUCGAGAAGAAGCACGCCGAUCGUUUCUCAAGCCAAGGAAAGGUUGAGCCCGCUUUGGAGAAGCAGUUCGAGGCUGGUCGUCUGUUCGCCGUCAUCUCUUCGAGACCCGGACAGAGUGGACGCUGUGAUGGAUACAUCUUGGAGGGUGAGGAGUUGGCUUUCUACCAACGUCAAAUCAAGAAGUAAAGGAAUCUUUGCUGGUCUGGCUGGGUUGGUUGGGAUUGUAUUUCUGUGGAG
Molecule: messenger RNA, 720 nt
Organism: Mollisia scopiformis
Lineage: Eukaryota; Fungi; Ascomycota; Leotiomycetes; Helotiales; Mollisiaceae
Product: 40S ribosomal protein S8
Exons: 3
Coding region: 55-669 (204 amino acids)
Biological process (GO): maturation of SSU-rRNA from tricistronic rRNA transcript (SSU-rRNA, 5.8S rRNA, LSU-rRNA); translation
Cellular component (GO): ribosome; cytosolic small ribosomal subunit
Molecular function (GO): structural constituent of ribosome
Source: RefSeq, a predicted model, not a curated record